Perognathus longimembris pacificus (Pacific pocket mouse) is the source of this 2173-nucleotide messenger RNA. RefSeq names its product mitochondrial ribosomal protein S27 (gene Mrps27). NCBI's taxonomy places the organism in Eukaryota, Metazoa, Chordata, Mammalia, Rodentia, Heteromyidae. Gene Ontology annotation, molecular function: protein binding. Gene Ontology annotation, cellular component: mitochondrion. The transcript is spliced from 11 exons. Bases 34 to 1305 code for a protein of 423 amino acids. The record is from RefSeq and is a predicted model, not a curated record.
CCCGGCCCGGCGUGGCUCGUGGUACGCGCCAAGAUGGCGGCCCCCGCGGUGCGGCGCGGGCUCCUGCGGGCCCGGCGCGUGGCCGUGCCUCCUCCUCACCUUUCCCCGGCAGGUAAACGGUUCCUGCUUUCUGCAGCCUACUCAGACAGCCACAAAUGGGAAGCAAGAGAAAAAGAACAUUAUAACCUCGCCGAUCUUGCAUCCUUAAUGGACAAAACAUAUGAGAAAAAAUUUCCUGUUAGUUCUUUAACAAUAUCACGGUUUGUAGACAACAUUUCGUCUCGAGAAGAAAUAGACCAUGCAGAAUAUUACCUUUACAAAUUUCGACACAGUCCCAACUGCUGGUACCUAAAAGACUGGACUGUCCACACUUGGAUUAGGCAGUGUUUGAAGUAUGGUGCACAAGACAAAGCCUUAUAUACCCUUGUCAAUAAGGUUCAGUAUGGAAUUUUUCCAGAUAACUUUACAUUCAAUUUACUGAUAGAUUCUUUCAUAAAAAAAGAAAAUUACAAAGAUGCUUUAUCUGUGGUUUUUGAGGUCAUGAGGCAAGAAGCCUUCGAAGUGCCUUCCACUCAGCUGCUCUCCCUCUACGUUUUAUACCAUUGCCUGGCAAAGAAGACAGACCUCAGUUGGGAAGAGGAGAGGAACUUUGGUGCCUCCUUGUUACUUCCUGGCCUAAAACAAGAGAACCCCGUGGGGUUAAGUUCCCAGUUGUAUGGCUAUGCACUUCUUGGGAAGGUGGAGUUGCAGCGUGGGCUCCGCAGUGUGUACCAUGACAUGCCUCUCCUGUGGAAGCCAGGCUACCUCGACAGGGCCCUUGGAGUGAUGGAGAAGGCGGCCGCGUCCCCGGAGCACCCGAAGCUGAGUGCAGAAGCGGUGGAUGUGCUGGGUGGAGUGCUGAGAACACUGACAUCUCCAGCCGCCCAGGCCUCGGAGACACAGCCCCAAGAAGGUGAGGACCAGCAGGGCGCCGGAAGCCUGCAGGAGCAGCUGGACGUGGAGGAGCAGCUGGACGUGGAGGAGCGCGAAGAGUCCAAGCUUCCCCAGUACCUGGAUCGAUUUAAGGCCUCGCGGUCUCAGCUGCAGGCUCUGGGCAGAAUUGAGGCUGAAAGCCUUUUGACUCUGACCACCCAGCUUGUGAAGGCCAAGCUCCCCGCCUGUGAGGCCAAGGACCUCGCCGCCCACGAGCAGAAACUGCAGCAGUGGCACCUGGAACUGGUGCAGCUGACACAGAGGGAGCAGGAGGAGCGGGAGAAAGCCAAGCAGAAGCACCAGGCCUGGGUGGCGGCACAGACGGCGGCCUGAGAGACCGCUAGCAUUCAGCACAGGCUGCAGACUCACACGCAGCCUCGUCUGUCCUCCUCUCAAAAGCCACAGUGUGCCCCACGUCAUGACACUGAAUGCCAGCCCUGCUGCCAAGUAGGAUGGCGUCGAGCCAUCGGCUAAACCCCUUGAAGAGGCUCUUGAGGCACGCGGCGGAGUCCUGGGCUCAGAUCAGCUGAGGGCAUGGGAAGUCCCUGGUCCUUUGUGAGGGUGGCGGGAGGAAGGAGCUGGAGCUGAAGUCAGGUCUCCUACACGGACGUUUCCGUGGUUACCCUGUCCUUGGCCCGGGCACACCACACCAAGGUGAAGCGUACAGGUCCCGGGCCUCGUGUCCAGGACUCCCUCCCCGCGAGCCAGCCCACAUUCCUCCCCCUCCUUCCCACCAUGCUCCGCUCUGGGCAGAGCUGGGGGCAGCAGUGACCUCAAGACCACAGCACGACUGGACUCCAGAUGUUGGGCUCCCCGUGACAUUUCUACAAUACAGGGACCUCCAAGAAGAAACGUAGCCCUGGCUGUAAUGAUUCUGUGGCUUGGCUUUUCUUGUUAUAUUCUCCCAAGCACUCUUUCAGCUCCUUUGUCAAGCAGGUGGGUGGACCAUUGUGUUCAUACGCACACACGUACGUACACACACAACUCGGAAACACAGUUCUAGAAGUUGGAGGAAAUGAGAGAAUGGGAUGGUGCUUGCUGUGCAGAACUGAUACGAAUCAUUGUGAAAGUGUCAGAAGGCAGAAAAUUCCUUCUUGAAUUUUCUCCUUCAUGAAAAGAUUACAGACAACUUUUGCUUGAGGUAGUUUUACUCAGGAUUGUACUCUUAUCCAGAACCUGUGGAAAUAAAGAAUAUGCCACA